This is a messenger RNA of Lytechinus variegatus (green sea urchin), 3317 nucleotides long. RefSeq names its product 25S rRNA (cytosine-C(5))-methyltransferase nop2-like (gene nop2). The coding region runs from base 108 to 2885 and encodes 925 amino acids. Gene Ontology annotation, cellular component: nucleolus. The transcript has 16 exons. The record is from RefSeq and is a predicted model, not a curated record. Gene Ontology annotation, molecular function: RNA binding; rRNA (cytosine-C5-)-methyltransferase activity. Lineage: Eukaryota; Metazoa; Echinodermata; Echinoidea; Temnopleuroida; Toxopneustidae. Gene Ontology annotation, biological process: maturation of LSU-rRNA; rRNA base methylation.
AUUUAUGAUCAGCUAACUUCAAUACCAACACGUGGGUAUUGGACGGAGUAAUUGCCGUGUACCGAAUCUCCAGAAAUUUUAGGUUUUAGUAAUUUUACAUUCUCAUAAUGGGGAGGAAAAAGGACAGAUCAGAGCUUGGAAAGACCAGAGGACCUGGACGUAAAGCCCGUAAACAAGAAGAACCAUCUUUACCCCGCCAUUUGAAGAAAUCUGAAAUCGGAAAUUCCAAGCCAUCCAGUAGGCGUGCAAGGAAAAGGGCAGCAAAGAAAGCAGACAAGCAGAGUGCCUUACAACGACUGGCCAAGGGACCCAAGAGGGCGCCACUGGUCAAGAUGGAGGACUCGGACGCGAGUGACGACUUUGAUGACUUCAGCGACAUGGAGGAAGACCAGGACCUUGACAUAAAGUCCAAGAAAAAUCCCGGAACCAAAGGAAAAGCGACGAAGCCGAAAAUUGAAAGUGAAGAUGAUGAUUUUGAAGAUGAGGAUGAUGAUUUUGAUGAUGAGGAGGAUGAUGAGGAUGAGAUGGAGGAUGACGAUGAAGAGGAACUGGUUAGCAAGACAAACGAAAAGAAACUGAAAGUGAUGGAAGACAGUGGAAGGACUAAGGCUCCUAAGAAAGACUCCAAGAAACCAAAGCAGAUGUUGGAAGAGGAGGACGACGAGGAAGAGGAUAGUGAUUAUGAAUUCGUUGACGAGGAUGAUGAUGAUGAUGAUGACGACGACAAUAGUGAUUCUAAGGACGAGGAGGAAGAUGAUGAGGAGGAUUCUGAUGAAUAUUCCGAUGAAGAUGAGAUCGAGAUCAAGAAGGUGGACAAGAAAAAAGGGUCAAAGAAGGGUUUCACUGAUCAGAACCAAGACUGGCUUCAACCGACCAAGAAAUCUAAGCUUCCUAUGGGGUCGUCAGAUGAAGACGAAGAUGAUGACGAUGACGAGGAGGAUGAUGGUGAGGGAGAAGAAGACGAGGACAGCGAGGAUGAUGACGAGUUGCUCGACGAUGAUUUUGGUGGUUCUGAUUCCGAUGAUGACAGCGAUGGCGACGACGAUGACGGGAGUGAUGAGGGAGAAGAUGAAAUGCUCCCGAUUGAGAAGGCAUCAAAGAAGCUAGAUAAGAAGAUCAAAAGAGACAAGAAACUUGCUUAUGAUGAGAGUCAGAUUGGCCUAAAACAAUUCGAAACAUUUCAACUUCCGACCGGAGAAGAGAUGGAGAAGGAAGCGUCCCAGCCGACUGAUCUAAGUCAGGUCUAUCAAAGAAUCAAAGAGGUCAUGGAUGUAUUGAAUGACUUCAAAAACAGGAGAGAAGAAGGAAGGCCUCGUCAAGAGUAUGUGACCCUGCUAAGACAUGACCUGAUGACCUACUACAGUUACAACGAGUUCCUCAUCACCAAGAUCAUGGAUCUCUUUCCUCUGUCAGAGCUGAUAGAGUUCCUUGAAGCCAAUGAAGUAGCAAGGCCUGUUACUAUCAGAACCAACUCACUCAAAACCAGAAGAAGAGACUUAGCCCAGGCUUUGAUUAAUCGAGGGGUGAACCUAGAUCCAAUCGGUAAAUGGACCAAGGUUGGACUUGUUAUAUAUGACUCAUCAGUUCCUAUUGGUGCCACACCCGAGUACCUCGCCGGUCACUAUGUCCUACAAGGAGCGUCCAGUUUCCUACCGGUCAUGGCCUUAGCCCCUCAGGAGGGUGAGAAGAUCCUUGACAUGUGUGCCUCACCGGGCAGCAAGACAACGUACAUAGCUGCGCUGAUGAAAAACACAGGCAUGCUCUUUGCUAACGAUGCUAACAAGAAACGAGUUAAUGCCCUCGUUGGCAACCUUCAUAGAUGCGGCAUCACUAACACCGUUAUCAGCAAUGAAGAUGGAAAGUCAUUCCCUAAGGUGAUGGGAGGUUUUGACCGAGUGCUCUUGGAUGCCCCCUGCAGCGGUACAGGGGUCAUUGCCAAGGAUACAGCCGUCAAGCUGAGUAAAGACGAAACAGACAUCCAGCGAUGUUCACAUCUCCAGAAAGAGCUCAUCCUAGCGGCCAUUGAUUCUAUCGACGCUAACUCAAAGACCGGUGGUUACCUUGUGUAUUCUACCUGCUCUAUCAUGGUUGAAGAGAAUGAAUGGGUUGUCGACUAUGCCCUGAAAAAACGAAACGUGAAGCUGGUACCGACAGGAGUUGAAUUUGGUCAGGAUGGAUUCUCAAGGUUUAAGGCGAGGCAUUUCCACCCAUCUCUGAAACUGACGAGGCGUAUCUAUCCCCACACUCACAACAUGGAUGGAUUCUACAUCGCUAAGCUCAAGAAAUUGUCCAACAAAAUACCAGAUUCCGAAAAGAAAGGAGCUGGGUCACUGGAUGAAAGGGAUGACAAGGAAUCGGUAGAAAUGAUGAAAGAGGAGGAAGAUAUUACCAUGGAAACACCUCCAAAAUCAGGAAAAGGAAGGAAGAUGAAGGGAUCGGCAAAGAAAGAGAAUGGGAAGAUGAAUCACGGACAGAAGAAGGGUGAUGAAGGGAAGGAACAAGGAGAGAAUAGAAAGGGAAAGAAGAGGACUGUGUCACCUGCUGUUGAAAAGAGGAAUAAGAAAAGGAAAGAUGGAAAGUCGGCACCAUCACCUGUUCAAUCAAAAGAAAAGGAGAGCUUUAAAGACACACAGUCACCCUCACCAAAUGGGAAGAAAGUAAGAAAGCAAGAGAAAGAUAGUGAAAAUGAAAAGAUGAGGGAAACGGAGGAGGGUACGCCGGGAGGAAAGAUGAAGAAAGUUUCUAUGAUGAAGAAAAAGAAGAUGAAGGCAUCGCCGAAGGGAGGCGUUCCAAGGCCAAAGAGCUUUGGAGGAAAAGGAGGAAAUAUGGCAGCCUUCAAGAAAGAGAAAAAGAAGAAGAGACAUUCAGCUGGGUCUGGAGACUGAGAACUAUUGACUCAAACAUUCUAAUGAUGAACUUUUUAUCCUCUGGCAUCAGGGAUGUUAAUAUAACACAAGACUCUUCAGACGAAACAUUUGUACUUGUUUGUCUGAUAAACUGCAAGAUGAAAUUAUUUUCCUGAUAUUUUAAUGAUCACAUUGUUGACAGAGAUCUGGAUGGACUAUAGACAAUGCCUGUUUUAUUUUCAUCAUUUUUUAAAUUAUUUUUGAUGAGUAUUUUCGAUCAUCGAUCAUCAUGAUUUGUGAUAUUUACAUUUCAUUGUGAUGAACACAAAUUCUUUACCAUCAACAGGGCUGCCAACUAGUAGUACUGACUUUCAAGAUUUAGUACUGACAAGUGAGAAUACUGAUGGUUUUAUGCUAAAUGCUGAUUUCUAAAGUUUAAAUUUUAGGUGUUGUCCCAUUUUAUUUCUUUGA